AUGGAGACGUGUAGAAAGCGGAGAAUCAAAUGUGACGAGAGCAGGCCAUCAUGUAAAAAAUGCACUCUGACUGGCCGCAAAUGCGGAGGGUACGGUAUUUGGGACGACAGCCCGCCGGCGAGAGAUAAUGAUAAGACCUCCAUUUGGACGCAGAAGAGGCCAUCGUAUUCGAUUGGAUCGAACCUCUCUCUCUUUCCUGCUGCCGACACUUCCAGUGAGAGAAGUGCUUUGGAUCACUUCGAACGAUACAUGAGGACUAAGCUCUGCGGUGCAUUCGAAUCCCAAUUUUGGGGGAAACUCAUAUUGCAAGCCAGCUAUCAAGAGCCAGCUAUCCUUCAUUCGGUCAUUGCCUUGAGCGCAAGUCAAAUUGGCGAUGAUCAUUUGUCGCUGAAGGCAUAUAGUGCUGCGAUUAAGAGCCUGAAUCGAUAUGCAGCAGGUGAAAACCGUUGGGCCUUGAGGAUAACACUCAUUACUUGCAUGGUGUUUAUUUGCCUCGAACAGUUGAAAGGGUCAAGGCGACUGGCGCAGUUUCAUCUUCAAAGCGGCUUGCGUAUGUUAGAGGACUUCCAGACUCGUUGUAUGGGGCAAUGCGCAAAGGGGAAGUCAUCAGUUCUUAAAGUUCAAAUGAGACCAGAGUCCGCUGACGAUGUGAUCAUUGAGGCUUUCACUCGACUCCAUGUCCAGUGUGCUUAUUUUGGUCAGGGGUCAUCGUUUCAAUAUCGCCUUGAGCAGUAUGUCCAGCUUGGAGCCUCAGCGUCGUCUAUGUCCCGGGGUUUCGAAUCCUUACAAGAUGCCCGACAGACACUGGACUGGUUAAUGAACACAGCCCUGGCUCUAUCGUCCCAGGCUGAAUCCCUGACUUGCAAAGUAGCUCCAAUACCUCGCUGUGUACGGAACAAAGUAAAGCAGCUUCAGGUUGCUCUGCGAGAAUGGAAGGCUGCAUGGGAGGCCGGCCGUUUCGCGAUGAACACAGGGGUCAGUAUCCGUGAUUCGCUAGGAACGGCUGUGCUUUCUAUGUACUACAAGUUGACUGUCAUUGUUGCUGCUACCUGCCUCCGUGGCAAUGAUGAGAGAGUCUUUGACGCACGACUCAAAGCCUUUGAGUCCAUUCUGACCGAUGUGCAAAGUCUUUGGAACAGGGCAGAAGAGGAGCUUGGAAUGAAACCAGCAAAUAAGAUGAGCUUCACAGUCGAUCUCGGGUUUAUCCCGCCACUGUAUUACAUUGCACUCAAGUGUCGGGACCCACGACUCCGCAGGAGAGCCAUUGACUUGCUUCGGAAGGCACCACAUAUCGAAGCCAACUGGGACGGACCGUUGGCUGCGGCUAUCGCAUAUGAAAUUAUGAGGCUCGAAGAGGGAGAUAUAUAUGCCCAACAUGACUUGGCAUGCGAGGCUGGUGAUACUCUGUCCACCAUUGUGGCCAACUCUGCACGGGUGAGCAUAGUGGACGUUAAUCUGGAUUCAGAUUCGAGGGAUAUCGUCACAAUACGAGCUAUCAGAUUUCUGCGCGAUUUCAAGGAUAAGCCCUGGAGUCGUAGCGAAGUUAAAAUGAAGGUUGUAAUUGGGGAAUAUCGGCGGCAACACGAAACGUGGACAGCUCAACACGACUGUUAUUGA
Pochonia chlamydosporia 170 is the source of this 1617-nucleotide messenger RNA. RefSeq names its product C6 zinc finger domain-containing protein. The transcript has a single exon. The coding region runs from base 1 to 1617 and encodes 538 amino acids. Gene Ontology annotation, molecular function: DNA-binding transcription factor activity, RNA polymerase II-specific; zinc ion binding. The record is from RefSeq and is a predicted model, not a curated record. NCBI's taxonomy places the organism in Eukaryota, Fungi, Ascomycota, Sordariomycetes, Hypocreales, Clavicipitaceae. Gene Ontology annotation, biological process: regulation of DNA-templated transcription.